Molecule: messenger RNA, 14847 nt
Organism: Oryzias melastigma (Indian medaka)
Lineage: Eukaryota; Metazoa; Chordata; Actinopteri; Beloniformes; Adrianichthyidae
Product: probable E3 ubiquitin-protein ligase HERC1
Exons: 81
Coding region: 224-14584 (4786 amino acids)
Molecular function (GO): protein binding; ubiquitin-protein transferase activity
Source: RefSeq, a predicted model, not a curated record
AUGACUCCUGAGCACGCUGUGGCGCUAAGGUAGAGAACCAAUCUCCCGUUGCCAUCAAUGUUUAAAGCAGAAGAAGGGGGGGUGGGUGAGUGAGCUAGGAUAAAGCUGACGCGAGAAUCACGUCCAAGGGAGACCUCACUGGGACGGGACAGGUAACGUAAACCCCCACAACGACUGAGAUCCACUGCUAAGGUGUGCAGGAGCGAUUGGAUAAUGCACAGACAUGGUGCCUUGUCAAACCCAUGUGUUGUUGAAGUGGCAGGAGCACUUCAAUAGUUCCUGGGCUGCAGAGGAGGGUUUGAAGACGGCCAAGAGGCAUGGGGCAGCCGCCCUCUAUGAUAAGCUUCUACACAACAAGGAGUUGGUGACUCUUGCCCAGCCUGUGCAAGAACUCGUCGGCCCGCGGCUGCCAGACUUUGAGUGUGAUGCCAGUGCGGCAGCGGAGAAGGAAGAAUACCUGUCAUCCCUGCUUCGUAGCCAACGAUGGCUGGCUCACCGCAUGCUCACGCAAACCUCCUACACCCUGGCCCUUCACCGCAGGCUGGUGGUUCUGCAGAGGAUCUACUAUGCAUUUCACAGCAAAUAUCAUGACAAAUUCCGCGUGCAGCUGUCCUCCAAGUGCACAGAGGGAGGCACUGAAGGCGGCCCUCUGGAGAUAUCUGCAGAACCAUGCCUCUCUGGGGCAGCUGGGAAAGUCAAGUCGGGCACAGACGUUCUGAUAGAAAUGGGUGUGAGGACAGGUUUGAGUCUGCUCUUCUCCUUACUGCAGCAGAACUGGAGGUAUGCAGCCUCCGUGCAUCCAGAGUCUGUGCUUUGCAAUGACGUGCUGGCCACAGCAUCUUCGGUUCUGGCUUCACUGCCACCACUUUCACUUGCUAAUGAGAACAAGAUCCCAUCAGUGGGUUUGGAUUGCUUGGCACAGGUGGCUAACUUCCUAAAGAAGACGGCAGUGAGCAGUGGAUUGGGUGGGGCUGACCCAACCGGUCGGAGGCUAGCGCUGGAGCUGCUGCUGGGGUUGGCCAUGCAGAGAGGCUCCCUGAAGUUUUUGUUAGAGUGGGUGGAGGUAGCUUUGGCUGCAUCUAUGUCCUCUACAACCUCUGUGCCGUCUUCCUCCUCCUCCUCCUCAAUGGGCUCCCAGCAGUCAGCUGCUGCAAGCUUUGAUGUCAUUCAGCAAACUCUCCUACAAAUGAGGCAAUACUCGGGUUUUCGUGGAGAUGCUGUCAACACUCAGGUGCUAAUGAAGGAUGCUGAUGGUCUGUGUCAACUCUCUCAGGCUGCUAUCGUUGUGUUUGAGGAGAUAUGUAACUUGGCAUCCUACUGCCUGAGCUCAUGCAGCACAAAUGCAGCUGCGGCCGGCUCCGAGUCGGAUGCAGUCAUGGUGUAUGUGUGGGGGAGUAACAGCAGCCAUCAGCUGGCAGAAGGAACUCUGGAGAAAAUCCUGCUGCCAAAAGUCACACAGGGCUUCAGUGAUGCUCAAAUGAUUGAGGCAGGCCAGUACUGCACAUUCUCAGUGUCUGCAGAUGGUUCAGUAAAAGCUUGUGGGAAAGGCAGCUAUGGGCGUCUGGGGCUGGGGGACUCCAACAACCAAUCCAUGCCCAAGAAACUUGUGCUGGAGCCACACAGGAACAUGAAGAAAGUCUCCUCCUCUAAGGGCUCUGAUGGGCACACUUUGGCCAUCACUGUGGAAGGGGAGGUGUUCAGCUGGGGUGAUGGAGAAUAUGGAAAACUGGGUCAUGGCAACAGUGCUACCCAGAAAUACCCUAAAAUCAUACAAGGGCCACUGCUUGGCAAAGUUGUUGUUUGUGUGUCUGCUGGAUACAGACACAGUGCUGCUGUGACUUUUGACGGAGAGCUUUACACGUGGGGAGAGGGGGACUUUGGAAGACUUGGUCACAGUGACAGCCAGAGUCGUAGUGUGCCAACACUCGUGAAGGACAUCAGCGGUGUGGGGCAGGUCGCCUGUGGAAGCUCCCACACUAUUGCCGUGGCACAAGAUGGACGCACUGUGUGGUCUUUUGGAGGAGGAGACAAUGGUAAACUCGGUCACGGGGACACCAAUCGGAUCUACCGUCCCAAGGUGAUAGAGGCCCUUCAUGGAUUUAUCAUAAGGAAAGUGUGUGCUGGCAGCCAGUCAUCUCUCGCCCUCACCUCUGCAGGACAGGUGUUUGCAUGGGGUUGUGGCUCAUGUUUGGGGUGCGGUUCUUCUGAAACGACGUCGCUGAGGCCAAGAUUUGUGGAGGACCUGAGUAUCACUAAGAUCAUUGACAUCUCAUGCGGGGACAGCCACUGUCUGGCUCUGUCUCAUGAGAAUGAAGUGUAUGCAUGGGGGAACAACACAAUGGGCCAAUGUGGACAGGGCCACACUUCUACUCCCAUCACCAGACCCAAAAAGGUGCUCGGCUUAGAAGGUGUUUCAAUCCAGCAAAUCACUGCAGGCACUUCUCACAGUCUGGCAUGGACUGCAGUUCCAAGUGACCGACAGUUGGUGGCGUGGCAUAGACCGUUCUGUGUUGACUUGGAGGAGAGUACAUUCACGUACCUGCGCAACUUUCUAGAAAGUUAUUGUGACGGCAUCAGCAACGACAGCCCACCUCCUCCAUUUGUAUCUAAAAGGGACCACCAUCACUUUCUUAUGCUGUGUAUGAAGCUGCUGUCCAUCCACUUGUCUCUGGCCCAUGCGGGGGGCACUGGUGCCAUGGUUCUGGGUGCUCAGGGCAGGCCCUUGAGACACCUGCUCUUUAGGCUCAUAGACACUAACAUGCCAGAUUCCAUACACCAAGCAGUUUUGGACACUCUGUCUAUUGGUGCAUCGCUGCUGCUGCCUCCUCUCAAGGAAAGAACCGAGCUGCUCCUGUCUCUUCUUCCUCAGGGACCCCAGAGUUUAAAUGUUCUCUCCAAAGGGCAGCGUCUUCAGUUAGACAUGGUCCUCAGCAGCCUUCAGGACCAAAGCCACAUAGCUUCUCUAUUAGGUUACAGCAAUUUUGGCGAGAUAGCGGCUCUGGGACCUCCACUGACGCCCGCUCUGUCAGGCCGACCUCCUUCUUCGUGCAGCUCCGCCGAGGCCUACGAUCCUCUGCACCUAGCAGAAGUGCUAUUGAGAACUUUGCUGCUCAGCGUUGGGUUUUACACGGAGCAGCAGUUCGGGGAAUUGGAGAAAAACAGUGAUAAACAGCUAUCCGAGGACACUCGAGGACAAAGUGAUCCCCCGUCUCACUUCCACCAGCUGCUCUCUGGUCUCCACAAACACCUGCUGGCCCACUGCUACAUUCAGUCCAGCCUCGAGGGUGACAGCAGCGUAACUCUGCUUCAUGAGCAUCUAUAUCUGCUGCUUCCUUGUGCUGCUGAGACACUCAGGAGGUCAACCAAGCUGCUAAAGGAGAGUUCACCGGACAAACAGAUCAUUAAAAAGCUGCACACGGUGUUGUACAACUCGGUGGCCGGCAGCCUGCUGUGCCAGAUCAUAUACUCAUUGCUGCUGCUGCCUGUAGGAACAGUCCAACCUCUCCUCAGUUAUCUACUGUCCUUGUUGGAGCACCUCAAUGAUUACAGCAGUUUGUUGCCAGAGACUGUUUUGCUGGAGGAACAAGAGCUAGAAAUGUGCUAUGAUAAAAGUGAAGAAAAGAAUGGACAGCUGCAGGAGGAGGAACAGGAGGAAGAAGAGGAGGAGCGCAGAUGGGUUUGGUUGUUGGACCUGGAACGGUCUGUUGCGUUGGCGGUUGGUCGCUGUCUUUGUGGGAUGCUGCAAGGCCCACCGCCGUCUCUCGAGGAGAAGAAAUCAGACGUCUGGUUGUCGGAUGUCCUUCUCAGGAAUGGUCUGGAGAUGGACUCUCAACAGCUAGACUCCAACAUGGGAUGGCUGACAGAGGUAGUGCUGCUGGGCAGCAGUGAUGCCAGACUAGCAGAACUGAAUCUCACUGAAGACACCAAGAUUUUAUUGGAGCUGGCUCUUGGAUCCAACAGAGGUCCUGCUGGUAGUCUUUGGUGGAAGAUGGAGGAGUAUGCUCACAGUAAAGUAGAAUGGGAGAGUGGAGGUUCUUCAGGGGAUUGUCUCCUGGAAGUGGUCUGUCGCUGCAGUCUGGCUGCUCUCCUGAAACACACUGGCCUGCAGAAGGAGGCAUUUUGCCAGGACAAAUAUGAGCCCAGUGAGCUGCUGCUGGAUGUGUAUGAAACAGUUUGUAAAAUCAGGAGCACUUUGCUGGCCUUUAAAAACUCUCCGAAAAUAGCCCAGGUGCAAGCAGCUACCAAACAGACCUCUCAGUCUGUCCAAAGUCCAGACAGAGAUGGGACAGAGCCAUGCUGCUCCUUGGAGUCAGUGGCGAAGGAUCAGGAGCGUCAAUCAGGAAGUUACUGUGACCGAGAGGUGCAGGUACCCCCACCCCCCACAGCAAACCACAACCAGGACGAGACGACUGAGGAGGACAGAUUCAACAAUAGUCGUAUGUACUUGUCAGAAGUCUUGGAAUCCUUCAUGGCCACCCGGGAAGCCCUGCAAGUGCAGCAGAAUGUGACGGUCUACGAGUCGUUUGGCACGUCCAACCUCUCCAGCAGCAUGGAGAGCCCCACCAGCCCAGAAAGGGCCCCCAAUCCCAAACAAGUGUGGGAAAAUAAUCGGGAAUCUGAGGAAAGCUCCUCUUUCCCCAAUGCCUGCCAUCUGGUCGUGUCCCGUUGUCUGUUCCUGCUACUGGGGGUCAGGCCUGCUUGGGUCGAACCCAGCACAAGAGAAAACAAUCAAACUGUGAACACAGCAGGAAGGAAACCACCAACAGAGUCCUUCACAGCAACUGGUAGUGGACAUAAACAGUUGGAGCAUUCCAAAGCCAACUAUGGAUCUUCAAAGAAUAAAAUGAGCUUACCUCUGUGCUCUUUGGGGAUCAUGAAAGAUGCUUGGGAUCGUUUGCGACAGUGCAUCAGUCCAACAGACCCCACGUACCCCCAUAGCAACAAUAUUCUGCCUAUUUUAACCCAAGUGUUUCACUUUGUCUGUGGAAGCAUGGCCAGCCCAUCGUCUCUGUUGAGUUGUGGUCAGGCAGAUCCAAAGUCCAUUGCUGUUGCCAUACAACAGCAGCAGCAGCGGGCCCAGAUGCGUCUGGAGGCCUUGUGUCAGAUAUCAUCCUUCCUGUCCAAGAUGGAGGAGAAGAACAGUCGACCCUUUCCUGCUCUGUUGCAGUCGGUGCAGCUCCAAUUUCUUUCUGGUUGCUUUUCUUUAGGAACACAAAUCAUCGAUUCUCAGUCUGGAGCUCAUUAUGAAACUCAGCAUUAUAUGUCUGGCACAAAUGCAGCUUCUAUGGAAACACAAAGAGAACUCCAGUCUGCAGCUCACGUCUUCUACCAGCAAGUGGUGCAUGUUCUCAAACAGAAAGUCCAGCUAGAAAGACAACAUCCAGGUUCCUGCCAGCACCUUCUAUUAGCCACAAUGUUUGCACUUAACUUCUGUUACCAACCCGUGGAUCUGGUGCUCAUCAUCAAAAGUGACAUCCUGGAUAUCCUCUCGAUGCUACAUAACAACAGCUGCGCUUUGAUGAACCAGGGAUGGUUUGCAGCUUCGGCGUCUGGUCCAACGUUACUCAGUGGGGCUGUCAAACUAGCAUGCGCUCGCUUGCUUCAGAUACUGACCAUUUCUGCAAGUUCCUGCGAGGAUUUGUUGCCCCUGGAGAUAUCCCAGGCUCUAAUGGAGGUCAUGUGUCAGCACCUGCAGAACAUCCUGCGCAGUUUCCACCAGCAGCAGACGUCAGAAAGAGGAGAGACUGAGGAAACGGAUGUGCAUGUCGACAUUAAAAGCUCAAAUACACUUGGAGCUGAAAGCAGCAAAGUGGUUGAAUCUCAGCUGGCAGAUUUCUUGGUUUUUCUCAGGCGAGUUUUGUCAUUAAGAGUGAUGAAAAGACUUUCCACUUUUUUUAAAUGGAUUGAUCCACUAAUGGCCAUCAUUUUACAUAAAUGCUCAGAAGGCUCUCCACACUUCCAGAACCUUCGCACCAGACUUUUAGCCUUUCAUGUUUUAGAAAGACUUUUACCUGCUUGUUCGGAGCCUGUUCAGAUUCAACAGAUUGUGAAACAGCUCUUUCAGUUAUUAUCUGUGUGUAUGUGGGAGGAGCCACUCGCUGACGUAAGCCUUGAAGAAUCGACUGGAAAAGAAAGAGUGAAUCACAGCAGCUAUGAUGAAUGCAUCCCCAUUGGAGAUUUUUCCUUUGACCCACAAAAGCUGGUUUGCUGCUCUUUGGAGAGUGGCAACAUCCUGUCCCAUGGUUCAGGGGGGAAAGGUUAUGGCCUGGCUACUACAGCCAUCACUUCUGGCUGCUACAUAUGGAAGUUCAGCAUUGCUAAAGAGAACAGAGGCAACGAGGGCACGUGUAUCGGCGUUUCCCGCUGGCCUGUCAGAGAUCACAACCACCACACCACCACAGACAUGUGGCUGUAUCGCGCAUACAGUGGGAACUUGUACCACGGAGGGGAGCUGGUCCGCACGCUUCCUUCCUUCACCCAGGGUGACACCAUCACCUGCAUCCUGGACAUGGAGGCUCAUACAAUUUCCUUUGCUAAGAACGAUAAGGAGCCUAAAUUGGCUUUUGAGGGUGUGGUUGCAUCUGAACUGUUCCCGUGUGUGCUGUUCUACAGCAGCAAUCCUGGAGAGAAGGUGGCACUGUGUGACCUGCAGAUAAGAGGCAUGCCAAGUAAUCUCCUUCCCGGGGAGCCACUUUGCAGCCCGUGGACCACUGUGCUGCUUGAAGCAACCGUGCAGCUCCUGCGACGGCUCCAUCAGUGUGACCAGUGGUCCUCACACAUUAACCAGCACAUUCACAGCCAGCUGGAGCUCAUUGGUCCUCUACUGAGAGAGGAUGACUCAGGAUGCUGCAAAGACUCCGACCCACGCUGUGAAACUGGGAGUGAGAAAGAUCAGACUGGUGAUGGCUCCAGGGAUCAACCGGGACACCGAAAGCCCCUUUCUGCUGUCAAGCUGGCUGCUCUUUGCACAGAAGUGUGGCCUGUUUUCGCUGUGAUUGGGGGGGUCGACAGCGGUCUCCGUGCUGGAGGUUUGUGCUUGCACAAGCCCAGUGGACGCAGAGCCAUUCUGCUCGGGGUUCUAAAAGAAGGAAGCUAUCUGGCCAAGCUUCAGUGGGAGGAAGCGGAUCUCUCCUUUAGCGACACGCCAAUUUCCUCACUGGAGCCCUGCGAUACAUCCUGCCUCGAUGUCACUCGCCUCGGAGGUCUCAAGCCAAGGGUGUUGUUAGAUCUGAUUUAUCUGAUGGGGCUGCUGGAAGAGCAGGGAUGGAUGGGGGUUCAUCCACCCCCCAAAAGGACACACUCUGGAGAGAUUAAGGAGCCCGAGACGCAGUGCUGUCAGGAUGAAGGUGCAUCACAUGAUGGAAAGUGGCUUUUAGAGGACGAGAGGAGGAAGCAGAAAGAGCAGAAGGUGGAGGGGGAUCCACUUCCAUCACAAACCGAAAAGACCGCCGACUCUCAGGAAUCGACGAGCUCAGCUCAGACCCCCCAAGCCUCACAAAUCUCCAAAGAUGAUGCAUUUCUUCUUGAACUCAGAGCAGUUAAAGUCUCAUAUCUCCUCACUGGAGGUCUGAAAUCCCUGGCUGUCUUUUUUAGCUGUGAGAAGCUGUCGGACUUGCUCCUAGUGCCUAAACCUGACCUUCCAAAGCCCUCAGCGAGCCCCCUGUCCAGCUCAACCCCAGACCAGGCCAAGGCGAGCAGUGUAGGGUGGGACAAGGUUUGUGAGCUAAGAUCGGUGCUGCAGUACGUGGUGCAGACGAUGGUGAAGUGGGCCGUCAGGCCCUGUCCCAUCAAACAGAUUGUGUCCCUUGCUGAUUUGGAAAGAGCUCAAGUCAUGAUAUACAAGGGAGCCCUGAACAGACAGGAGGACAAGGAACACAAAGACUCCGCCCACCGCCUAUCCUCCCAGCCCAUCUCCAAGUCUUCCAGCUCGGUGUCCUUGUACAGUGCUGGCUCAGAGGGAACUGCCAUCUUUGGCCAAUCAAACAGAGCCUCUGCUUCAUCUUCCAACACAGACCUAGCAUCCUCUCUGCCAACAAACCUGCAGGUGGACGGUCUCGAUAACUUCAAUCCUUUUCUCCCCAUCAGCCUGCUCCAGCACAUGGUGCUAACCCGCUUCCCUACGCUUACGGGCCUGGUUAGUGCCCCCCCUGUGCUGCACCCGUGCUUCAGCCUGGCCAGCUCUGCCUCCUGUGAUGCCUUCACAGAACAGCAGACUAGCUUCAUGGAACCGGGCCCCUGCAGCACACAGGCCAGAAGCAGCCUGGAGCGGACACAAAUGUUUGUCACCAGUCGCUUGUUAGAAAUGGGAUUCACAAUGAGGCAUAUCUACUGGGCCAUGGAGGCGGCAGAUGUCGCAGGAGACCUGGACUCUCAAACCAUUGAGGUGUUGGCCUGCUGGAUGCUGGAGCACCCCUUAACAGACGACCAGCAGGCUGCUGAUUCACCCAGGCCAGAGGGGGCUCCGGACACACCAUCUCCGGAUGGCCCAGAGACGGUGCAAUGUCCUGAACACCCCACGGGUCCAACCCACGAAAGUAUUCUGUCAGGCCUCGACUGGAUAGAGAGGGAGAACUUCUUGGAUGUCCACCUCACUCGGAACCGACCUCCUCCAGCCCGGCGGAGACGCUCGGGGCCCACUCAGAGAACGUCCUUCAGAAGGGCAGACCUUCCAUCACCCAGUCCCCUCCCACAGCUGUACCAGCAGCACACAGCAGUUGGUGAUUGGCCAGAGCAGGUGGAGGUCCAUCCCUUCUCCGCUGAAGAGGAGUCGGAGCUGGGCUACAUGGAUUACCCAUAUCAAGAAGAAACCUUUGAGGACCUGCUCACACCCUCAUUUCUCAGCUUGGAGACCGACACUCUCCAGAUAAUGGAGACUGGGGAAGAAAACAGCCAGAUGGUGAAAUGUGAGCUGUGCAACACCUUCACUCUGCAGUUCAACAAUCACAUCAAACGGCGACACCCAGGCUGUGGGCAAAGCGCCGCCCGCAAGGGCUACGACAGCUCCGGUGCUUAUGUUGACGUCUGGUUCAAAGGGGAGUGUGGAUCCAACUUCCCCUUCUACCUCCUGUGCAGCUCGUGUAGAGAAAAGUACCUGGCUGCAAAUCUGAACGAUCCAAAUUCCAAAUAUGAGAGGAUGAGAGGUCUGACAUCUGAUUUGGUUGGCCAAAGAGACAGCACAUCGGAUGAUGACUGGGAAAUAAGCCACCAAGAUGACUACGAUUCAGACAAACUGACAGGACUAGAAGAUUUCGGACUCCUGCUGAGACCACUGGGACUGACGGAAAAGAAGCUGAUACCAGAUCCUAUAGUUUAUACGGAGCCUGAUCCACUGGGAGCGCUGGCUUGCUGUUCAGCUUCUCCAGCUGUGACUUCUACUAAAGGCAACAGCCCUGCUGAGCAGAAGACACUUCUGAGCCUCGGGCAGCAGGCGGUGUCCCUGAGAGACUCUCACGACAGACUAAAAGCUUUAAGGAGAGUCACGUCCACAGCACAGAUCCUGCUGGCUUACAGCAUGGUGAUGAGGGCACUUUCUCAGGCUGCCUCCAGUGCAUCAGUGAGCAGUCAGUCUAACGGGCUGGAGUUGUUGGGUCUGGCAGACAUCCGUAUCCUGGUUCGUCUGAUGACGUUGGCGGCGGGAGGAAGGGCUCACACCUGCCUGAACAGCCAGCCGGGUGUGAAGGGACUGCCGUCAGAACGCAACACGUCCACCUGCCUCAGCUUUCUCACCUCGGCCAUCGGCAGCGUCGUGUCCCACUGCCCUACUGCUUACAGACAGCUGGUGGAGAUUUGCACUCAGAACCUAAAGGCUGCAGCUACUGGUGCAAGCAGCGGGGCUAUCACAGAACCUCAGCAGAGGUCUAUUCUUACGAUUGCAACUCAGGGAGCCCAGCAGCAGAGAGACCAAGGAGACCAGACGCCUCUCACGUUUCUGGUCACUCAAAGUCUGGUGUCCCUGCUCACUGAGAAGAACCUUCACUGCAACAGCCAGGACAGAACUGAGCAAGAAGAUUCAGGAAGCCAGAAGGGGUCUUCUCCGUCUUUGCCUCCUUCCCCUUUACCCCACCUGGGUGCCAGAGUGGGCCCUCUCGAGCUGGCUAACGCGUUGGCAGCAUGUGUUUUGUCUGCCAAGCUGACCAGUAAACACCGGCAGUGGGCAGCGCGGCAGCUGGUGCAGGCCUUGGCAGCCGCGGGGAGGGACAGCCCUAAUCGCCCACAAACAUACAGUGACCUGGCUGGUGACUUGCGCAAAUGUCCUCUCAAGAGGCUAGAGGGCCAUUACAACAAGGUGGCCAGUUGUUUCUGGAGCAGCGAGCACAGCUUGAUUGCCACAUGCUCUCAGGACAGUGUGGUGCAACUGUGGAGCAUUGGCCAGAACUCAGUGGAGUUGCAGACCACUUUCUCCUGCAUCAGCAGUAAGACAGACAGAUCGAGCAGUGAGAGAGCAAGCAGAUGCCAGCACAUGUCUCCUGUUUACUGGAGUUGUGGGGGAAACUUCCUGGCUGCUCCUGAGAACAAGCACAUCAACAUCAUGAAUCUCAGAGGAUCUCUCUGCCAUGUGGAGCAUCAGAGUUCUCGGGUCACAGCUCUUUGUUGGGCCCAGAGCUUCAGCUUGUGGAUGAUGGACCAGUCAACCAAUAGCAAGAACACAGCUGUUGAGAGUCUGCUGGUGGGGAUGCUGGAUGGCUCCCUCUGCUGGCUACAAGUCACACUGCAGGAUUUUGAGCUGCUUGUUAAAAGCACAGAACUAACCCACUGCCAAAGUCAAGAGGCUCCGCUGUGUGUCGCCUGGCAUGCUGAGGACAAGCCAUUUGCUGUGGGUUACCUCAGCGGAAAGGUACUCCUGGCUACCACAGAGACCUACGGCACCACGCAGCCUGUCGUGCUUUCUCCGUUCCAGGACAGUGUGAAUUCCCUCAAAUGGGACCCCACAGGGCACUUGCUACUCUGUUUGGGGAGGUCAGAUGUGGUGAAGAUCUUGGGACAGGCCGGGGGCACCUGGGUGACGCUGCACUCGCUCUACCACAGCAGCACAGUUAAUGUUGCAGAGUGGUGCCCCCUUGCAGGGAGAGCGCCUGAUCCCCGGCUCAUGAUGGCUGUAGGCUGUCAAAACGGCUCGGUUUAUGUCUGGACACUGCCACAGGGGGGCACCAUUGUGUCUUUGCCGAACAUUUUUAACUCCCCCACACAGGAUAAAAACCCUGAAGUGAGGCAGGAAAGUGCAAAGUGUUCGUUUGUGCUGCAUGGCCACAUCACAGCUGUGAAAUCCCUUUCCUUUUGCUUCAGCGGUCUGGCACUGGUUUCCGGGGGGAUAGGGGGGCUUCUGAACAUCUGGUCCCUACAGGAUGGUUCAGUGUUACAGACUGUCACAGGAUUGGGUUCAGUCGUCAGCACUGCCUGGAUACCAAACUUGGGAGUAGCGGCUUGUUUUGGGAGAUCAAAGGAUCUUUUGUUGAUCUGCUGCACUCCCGAUUGGAUCAAUCAAAACCACGUGCUGGCGACGUGCCGCAUGGUCCUCAGAGGUCAGAACAUUUUGGGACUGAAUCGGGCUCUGUGUUUGGCCGUUCUCCUGGAGCGGCUGCCACUGUUGCUGCAGGAGCAGUACAGCUACGAGCGGAGCCAUGUGGCGUCCGGCGACCAGCUUGUCCACAGUCCCUUCCUGCAGAGUCUGGCUUCGUUGGCCGUGGGAUUGUCCCUAGAGAAACAUCUCUGCUCAUACCCUCGGCCCCCGCACCACACCCACCCCAAUGCUCACUCUUGUCUGUCAGAGUGGAGCUGGCUUCUCACCUAUGCCACUACGGUUCGCAGUGCGGAGGCGAUCGCCAGUGGCACUGCCUUCCCAGAGUCCUUUGUAGUUUCAGAGUUUCCAGACGUGCAGGACAGCUCUGUCACUAAGGCACUGGACAACAGUAAGUGGAGUUUCAGGAUGGACGAACAGCUGAUGUCCUGGUCCACCUGCAGACCAGAGGACUGGCAACAAGGCGGCAAAACUGAGGUGUAUCUGUGGGGGAACGGGCGUUAUGGACAGUUGGCCGGAACAGGAGCUAACCUGAUGUUACCCACACUGGCCCCGUCUUUGUUACAGACACAGCAGGUUGUUUGCGGACAGAACUGCACAUUUCUGCUCCAGUCCAACGGGACAGUUCUGGCCAUCGGAGAAGGACAGUAUGGUAGACUGGGCCAGGGGAAUUCGGACGACCUCUAUGUCCCCACUAUCAUCUCUGCUUUUCAAGGGUACGUGGUGACACAGCUGGUGACGUCUUGCGGCUCAGACGGACACUCCAUGGCGCUCAUGGAGACUGGGGAGGUUUUUAGCUGGGGAGACGGAGAUUUUGGAAAACUGGGCCAUGGAAACAGUGAGAGGCAAAGAAGACCCAAACAGAUAGAAGCUUUGCAAGGAGAGGAAGUGAUUCAGCUUGCUUGUGGCUUCCGACACUCAGCCGUGGUGACGGCAGAUGGGAAACUGUUCACCUUCGGCAGUGGUGAGUCUGGACGUCUGGGUCAGAGGUCAACAUCCAACAAGAUGCUCCCUGAAAGGGUGACGGCACUAGAGGGAUAUCACGUCGGACAGGUGUCUUGUGGGCUCAACCACACGUUGGUGCUUUCUUUGGACGGCAUGGUCGUGUGGGCAUUCGGAGACGGUGACUAUGGAAAAUUGGGAACGGGCUCGUCUACAGCGAAGUACUACCCGCAGAGAGUGGAGCCGCUUUGUAAAAAAGGAAUUAAAAAGGUCUGCUGUGGUACUCAGUUCUCUGUGGCUUUGGCCAGUGAUGGACACGUUUACACUUUUGGACAAGAGCGUCUGAUUGGUCUGCCGGAGCACUUGCUGAAGAAUAAAUCACACCCCCAGGUGGUGCCGUCCCUGGAAGGGCUGUUCAUAGACGACAUAGCUGUAGGCUGUGAACACGUGUUGGCCCUGUCCUGCACUGGGGAUGUCUACGCCUGGGGCUUUAACAGUGAGGGACAGCUUGGCCUCGGGCACUGCAACCCGGUGAGGGAACCCACGCUCAUAACAGCCCUGCAGGGUCGAAACAUCCGACAGAUCUCUGCUGGCCGCUGCCACAGCGCCGGAUGGACAACUCCGUCUACCUCAAUCAAAAACUCAGGUGACUCUGGACACUCGCAGCUAGGUCUUCCCCCGUCAGUCCCUCCGCAGUACAACACUCUGAAAGACUGCAGCCUGGACGUGCUCAGCAUGCGUCUCAGGGUGCUUCACCACUUCUCAGAUCUCAUGUACAAAUCCUGGAGGCUGCUCAAUCUGGACACCAGGAACAUGAUGUCCACUUCACGUUACAGUUUAGGAGUAUCUGCAAUCAUCCGGGGUGAACUCCGAGGCCUUCUCUCACCCAAGGUCAACACGCUGCCUCUUGUUCGUUCAAUUGGCAGGACGAUGACCCAAGGCAAAACAUACGGGCCCCAGAUCACAGUGAAACGCAUUUCCACAAGAGGACGCUGCAGUAAGCCCAUCUUCGUGCAGAUCGCAAAGCAGGUGGUGGGCUUGAAUCCUCUGGAGCUGCGUCUGCCCUCACGGGCCUGGAAGGUGAAGCUAGUCGGGGAGGGGGCUGACGACGCUGGGGGAGUGUUUGACGACACCAUCACCGAGAUGUGCCAGGAGCUGCAGUCGGGCGUGGUGGAUCUCCUGAUUCGAACUCCCAACAGCUGCGCAGACGUAGGCAGCAACACAGACAGGUUCUUGCUCAAUCCAGCCGCACAUUCAGACGAUCACAUGGUCCAGUUUCGCUUCUUGGGGAUCCUGAUGGCGGUGGCCAUCCGCACCAAGAAGCCCCUGGACCUGCAUCUGGCCCCGUGGGUGUGGAAGCAGCUGUGUUCCAUGCCUUUGGGUGGGCCAGACCUGGAGGAGGUCGACCUGCUGACCUACCGCACUCUUCAAGGCAUUGUUCACUUGGAAAACAGUGGAAUUACAGAGGAAAACUUUCAUGUAAUGAUCCCGCUGGAUUCAUUUGUGGCUCACAGUGCAGAUGGAAUGCUGGUUCCUGUAGUUCCUGGAGGUCAGAACAUCUCCCUAACGUUCACAAACCGCACUGAAUAUGUGGAGAGAGCCCUGGAUUACAGGCUGCACGAGAUGGACUCGCAGGUGGCAGCAGUCAGAGAGGGCAUGUCCACCAUCAUCCCCGUGCCCCUCCUCUCCCUGCUGACGGCGCAGCAGCUGGAACAGCUGGUCUGCGGUCUGCCAGAGGUCUCCGUAGAGAUGCUGAAGAGGCUGGUGCGUUACCGCGACAUCACCGAGAGCCACCAGCUAAUUGGCUGGUUCUGGGAGAGCUUGGAGGAGUUCACCAAUGAGGAGCGAGUGCUCUUCCUGCGUUUUGUUUCUGGCAGGUCCAGACUGCCUUCCAACCCGGCUGACAUGACGCAGAAGUUUCAAAUCAUCAAAGUCGACAGGCCUAUCAACGGGCUUCCUACAGCUCAGACUUGCUUCUUCCUGCUUCGCCUGCCGCCGUACACAAGCCAGGCCAUCCUCGCCGAGCGUCUGCGAUACUCAAUCCACAACUGCACCUCCAUCGACAUGGACAACUACAUGCUGACCCAUAACACCGACCCAGCAGACAGCUCAGACACCGAGGACUGAAGCUGGGGAGGAUGAAUGUAUCAGAAACUAAACUGUAUUUGCCAAAUGUGUACGGUAGCAUAUUGGGUUGUUUUGUUUGUUUUUUCACGUGCAUGGUGUUGUAAUUAUUGCAGUGCUGCUACAAGGUUUUUAAAAUCUUAGGUAAAUAAGCCACAAUAACAGAGAGAAUGUGCCUGUUUGUUUGAAGAGACUCGAUUACAUCUCACAUGUUGUAGUCAUUAUUAUUAUAAAAUUGUAAAUUAAAGGGUGUAAAAUAUGUGCAA